This is a messenger RNA of Tricharina praecox, 627 nucleotides long. RefSeq lists its product as uncharacterized. The transcript has 2 exons. The record is from RefSeq and is a predicted model, not a curated record. Lineage: Eukaryota; Fungi; Ascomycota; Pezizomycetes; Pezizales; Pyronemataceae. The coding region runs from base 1 to 627 and encodes 208 amino acids.
AUGUUCAAAUCACUACAGCGCAGCCAACCAACUCUCCGAUCCGUCCUGGCCGUCCCCCGGCGACGCAUCAUCCUCCCAACCAGCGUCAUCCUGGAGCCCAGCAUCGGAAUCACCGAAGAAGAAUUCGACCCAGCCGACGUCGUCCCCUUCGAUCUGCAGCUUCCACCGUCAAGCCCCACCUCCGCGCUCCUCUCGGCCGCACUAGGAUGCACGAACCUCACAAAGGUCGAAACGUACAUCGAGGAGGUCUCGAUGCCGCUGGCGCACACGGUCACGGGGGCGUUGGUGGGCCGACACCAUCAGCCGUACUUUUAUUUUCCCGUCUCGGUGCACGACUGUCCGCUGCGGUUCGUGCAUUUCCUGUAUGCGCCGGUGUCGCCGUAUACGCUGCUGGCGCGCGAUGUCUGUGAGCUCCUCUAUGGAGGCGAGGAUGGUGGCGAUGUGACGGUACCGACGUUUUUUCGCGCCACGCUCGGAGGACGGAUGGCGGAAGUGAGGCCAGUUCCUGUCAAUGCCAGGUUCUCUGGGAUCAGUGUGCUCGGUGCGGACUUUUGCUUGCUGCAUGGGGCUGUUGCCAUGCUGGAUUACAAUACCAAGGUGGCGAAGUUGGUGUUUGGGCAGGAGUAG